Pezoporus flaviventris is the source of this 2444-nucleotide messenger RNA. It is a transcript of the gene LMOD3, whose product is annotated as leiomodin 3. Gene Ontology annotation, biological process: myofibril assembly; muscle contraction; pointed-end actin filament capping. Gene Ontology annotation, cellular component: striated muscle thin filament; myofibril. The transcript has 3 exons. Bases 525 to 2213 code for a protein of 562 amino acids. NCBI's taxonomy places the organism in Eukaryota, Metazoa, Chordata, Aves, Psittaciformes, Psittacidae. The record is from RefSeq and is a predicted model, not a curated record. Gene Ontology annotation, molecular function: tropomyosin binding; actin binding.
CUAAAGGCAGUGAAGAGCCUGCAUUCCUUUUUAAGAUAUCCAAGACAUCAUGGACACAAAGACCUUGUGCUCAUUCUUCCCAUGGUUCAGGAUUUCAGCCACACACCUCAUAGGUACCAUUAAUGUCAUUCCACCCUCCCUUUGCAAUCCAAGUGCGGAUGAGGCACUCAAAGGCUUAGUGCCCCAGGAAUCCUCUAGAAAAUGGCCAUCCCCUGCCUUACUCAAUGGGGGACUCACCAGCUGCACUGAAAUGUCAGAAGGGUUUGCACAGCUGACAGGUUGCUGAAAAUGGAGCAUCGCCAUAAAUUCCCUUCAUCCAGCCAAGUGCAGCUUAAUAUAGACUUAGCUGCACGGUCUGUCUCCCACACAGAGACUGAGAGCUGCCACCGCUCAUGACCAAAGCAUGAAGUUGUUGAUUUAACCAAAUGAACUACUGCUAGUGAGGGGGGAAAAGAAAAUAUUCCUUUAAAAUCAAUCUUUCUCUUCAGGUUUGAGAAGUAAUAGAGGAAGGAGAGAAGAAUAACAUGUCUGCACUCAGGCAAAACUCUGAUGAUGAACAAGUGUGUACUGAGGACAUUGAUGAAGAUGAAAUCCUGGCAAACCUGUCCCCUGAGGAGCUAAAGGAGCUGCAGUGUGAGAUGGAAGUUAUGGCCCCAGACCCCGAAGUCCCAACUGGGAUGAUACAGAGGGAUCAGACGGAGAAACCGCCAACGGGAAGCUUUGACCACAGGUCCCUGGUUGACUACCUGUACUGGCAGAAGGCAUCCAGACGCAUGCUUGAGGAUGAGAGAGUUCCUGUCACCCUCUUGCCCUCUGAGAGAAGCGCUGCAGAAGAGGUGGAAGGAGAGGAUGGAGGCAGCAGCAGGAGGGUGCCAGGAGCAGAGGGACAAGAGAGACAUUACAAAAAUGAGCACUUGUCCAACUCGGGAACACAAUCUUGGGAGACAAAGAGGGAUGGGAGUGAUGUGGAGAGAGAGAAGGAGGAAGAGGAUGAAGAAGAGGAGGAAGAUGAUGAUGAAGAGGAGGAGGAGGAAGAGGAUGAAGAGGAAGAUGAGACCGAAUUGGAAACAAAGGAAACUCACACCAGUGAGAACAGUCACAGUAACCAGAUAAGUAAGAAACCAGGCACAGAAUCAGGAGAAGGCACAGAAAAGCCAAGUGAAAAGAAGAUAUCAAAAUCAAACAUCCCCCAAAAGUUAGCUCUGGAUACCAGCUUCAUGAAGAUAAGUGCCAGGCCUUCAGGAAACCAAACCAAUUUAGAAGAUAGUCUGGAGAAAGUCCGAAAAAACAACCCAGACAUGAAGGAGCUCAACCUGAACAACAUAGAAAACAUCCCCAAAGAAAUGCUGAUAGACUUUGUCAAUGCCAUGAAAAAGAAUAAGAACAUAAAAACAUUCAGCUUGGCCAACGUGGGGGCUGACGACAACGUGGCUUUCGCACUGGCCAACAUGCUGCGGGAGAACAGGAGCAUCACCACGCUGAACAUUGAUUCCAACUUCAUCUCUGGCAAAGGGAUCGUUGCCAUCAUGAGGUGCCUGCAGUACAACGAGACGCUGACGGAGCUCCGCUUUCACAACCAGAGGAGCAUGCUGGGCCACCAGGCAGAAAUGGAGAUCGCCAGGCUGCUGAAAGCCAAUGCCACCCUCCUCAAAAUGGGGUAUCACUUCGAGCUGCCGGGGCCCAGGAUGGUGGUGACCAACCUGCUCAGCAGAAACCUGGACAAGCAGAGGCAAAAGAGGCAAGAAGAGCAAAGGCAGCAGCAAAUGAAAGAGCAGAGAGAGUUGAUAGCGAUGCUGGAAAAUGGACUUGGGUUGCCUCCAGGAAUGUGGGAGAUGCUGGGGGGACCACUGCCGCAGCUGAGGAUGCAAGAACCCCCGCAAGCCCCGAAACCAUCCGACCCCAUGGCUAUGUCUCUGAACAAAAGGCAGGAGAGCACGAGGCAGCCAGCCCCCGAGCAGCCACGCAGGGAGAAGCCUGUUGAAUUCAGAGUGGUCAAGCUGAAGAAGAUUCAGCGCAAGCCUGCUGUGCCGGACUAUGUGGAACCCACCGAGAAAACCAACCUCAAAGACGUCAUCAAAACGCUUAAACCAGUCCCCAGGAGAAGGCCACCUCCCCUGGUGGAAAUAACCCCAAGAGAUCAGCUGCUAAACGACAUUCGUCAGAGCAACGUCGCUUAUCUUAAACCGGUGCCUCUGCCAAAGCAGCUGGAGUGAGAGACCAGAUUGCCCUGAAGAAAACAAACUGGAAUAAAGACUAUUCAAGUUUUGCUUACAACUGUUUCAGCAGAUGUUUUCUGCAGAACCCAGGUGGUAUAUAUGACUCUUUGGGAACAAAGCUUGUGAUACAUAACUUUCUAAGUGUGGUGAAAAUGGCUGGCAUGGGAAAAGUCAGUGCUAAGCAUUUCCAUCAGGUAUCAAACAAUCCCAGUGCCAUCUGUCUGUCAA